This is a messenger RNA of Paramormyrops kingsleyae, 3079 nucleotides long. Lineage: Eukaryota; Metazoa; Chordata; Actinopteri; Osteoglossiformes; Mormyridae. The record is from RefSeq and is a predicted model, not a curated record.
AUGAGUUCCUGUUUCCGCAGUGAAGAGAUGUGUCUGGUGCAAUUAUUCUUCCAAACGGAGUCAGCCCACAACUGCAUCAAUGAGCUUGGACAUCUGGGACUUGUGCAAUUUAAAGACUUAAACCCUGAUACAACCUCUUAUCAGAGACGAUUUGUAAAUGAAGUUAAAAAAUGUGAGGAUAUGGAAAGAAUAAUCAGGAUUCUAAGAAAGGAAAUGAAAAAGACCAACAUUUUUGUUGCUGAAGCGUUGCAGAGUGAUAGAGGUCCUGGCCCAAGGGACAUAGUAGAGCUGGAGACAACCUUUACCAAACUAGAAAAGGAGCUAAAAGAGAUCAAUUCAAACCGUGAGGUUCUCCGAAACAACGUCAUGGACCUCAUGGAAAUGAGCUAUCUCCUGCACAUGACUGAGGAAUUCUUUGACGAGGCUGAGUCCCGGCUCUCCUGUUCUGAGCUCCCAUCAGAGGACUCUAUAGCUGCCUACCCCAGGGUGGCCAGCCGUCGUACCAGCAGCUGCAGUGCCAGCGGUCCCCUGAACCUUAGGUUUGUGGCUGGAGUCAUCAGGCAGGAGCGCAUUCCUGCCUUUGAGAAGGUCUUGUGGCGAGUGUUUCAUGGGAAUUUCGUCCUGCGACAUGCUGAGAUCCAGCCCCCUGGAGAAUCCCCCAUGAUAGAGGAUUUUGUCAAGAAAGACGUCUUUAUCGUGUUUGUGCAGGGAGACCAGGCUAAAGGAAAAAUUAAAAAGAUAUGUGAUGGGUUUCAUGCCAGUAUGUAUCCAUGUCCAGACACAGCAAAUGCUCGAAAGGACAUGAGGAACACUGUCAACACACGCAUAGAAGAUCUUCAAAUGGUCGUAAAGAGGACAGAAGAGUACAAGGAGAGCGUCCUGACUGCGGCAGCAGCACAUCUAGAGGAAUGGAGGACCAAGGUCAAGAAGAUGAAGGCCAUUUAUUACACGCUGAACCUCUGCAACACAGAUAUCACUCAGAAGUUAAUUGUGGCUGAGAUCUGGUGUGCAGUGUCUGACCUCAACAAAGUGCAAGCUGCAUUAAUCGAAGCGUCGAAGCAGAGUGGAUCCAGUUUGCAUCCAGUCUUGAACAGAAUACACACCCAGCAAACCCCACCAACAUUUAACAGGGUGAACACUUUCACUGCAGGUUUUCAGAGCAUCAUCAAUGCCUACGGCGUGGGAGAUUACCAAGAGAUCAACCCAGCUCCAUACACCAUAGUGACGUUCCCCUUCCUGUUUGCUGUCAUGUUCGGGGACUGUGGCCACGGCCUCCUCAUGGCUGUCUUGGCCGUGUGGAUAAUCUUCCAAGAGGAGAAGUUUAAAGAACUGAACAAUGAGCUAAUCAAUGUCCUUGUCAAUGGCCGGUACAUUGUUUUGCUCAUGGGCCUCUUCUCCAUCUAUACUGGUCUCAUCUACAAUGACUGCUUUUCAAAGUCCCUGAACAUCUUCGGCUCAGCCUGGAGGGUCAAUGCUAUGUUUGAACCCUCUGGACCAUGGACGAACAAGACGCUGCUUCAUUGUGAAGAUCUCCAGCUGGACCCCCUGGUCCCUGGGGUUUACUCUGGGACGCCCUAUCCCUUCGGCAUAGACCCGAUUUGGAGCAUAGCAACAAACAAGCUAUCAUUUCUGAAUUCAUACAAGAUGAAGAUGUCAGUCAUACUAGGUGUGGUUCAUAUGCUCUUUGGGGUCACACUCAGUCUUCUGAAUUACAUAUAUUUCAAGAAUGCAAAGGGAAUCCUCCUGCAGUUCAUUCCCGAGCUGGUCUUCAUGCUCUCUCUCUUUGGCUAUCUGGUGGUCCUCAUCUUCUUUAAGUGGUGUGUGGAGCUCCAACCAGACACGGCGCCCAGCAUCCUGAUCCUCUUCAUCAACAUGAUGCUCUUUGCCUAUGACGGGCCAGGCGACUCCAUGCUUUUCCAUGGCCAGGCACCUGUUCAGAUCUUUCUGGUGGUCUUGGCUUUUCUCAUGGUGCCCUGGCUGCUCCUGGUCAAGCCCCUCGUCAUCUACAGAGAGCACAAGACUGCAAAACAACAGGUUUUAACAAACAAGGUCCCUCUGGAGAAGGUAGGAUAUUUUCUCCAAGAGCCCCUGAGCAGUGUGGUUUUGCAGGUCAGCAUGGGAGACGUCCUUGUGUACCAGGCCAUCCACACCAUUGAGUUCUGCCUGGGCUGUAUCUCCAACACUGCGUCCUACUUGCGUCUGUGGGCUCUCAGUCUGGCCCAUGCUGAGCUCUCGGAAGUGCUGUGGAAGAUGGUUCUACGUUCGGCUUUAACCAUCACCUCUGAACUAGGGUCAGUCUUGGUGGUAGUCCUCUUUGCUGGGUUCGCCAUCCUCACUGUCGCCAUCUUACUGAUCAUGGAAGGUCUCUCAGCUUUCCUCCAUGCCCUUCGCUUGCACUGGGUUGAGUUUCAGAACAAAUUCUACAAAGGAUCAGGAUAUGAAUUCUCACCCCUUUCCUUCACCAAACUGCUUAGUGAAGACUGACCCAUCUUUCACCAAACUGCUUAUUGAAGACUGACCCAUCUUUCACCAAACUGCUUACUGAAGACUGACCCAUCUUUCACCAAACUGCUUACUGAAGACUGAUCCAUCCUUCACCAAACUGCUUACUGAAGACUGAUCCAUCUUUCACCAAACUGCUUACUGAAGACUGACCCAUCCUUCACCAAUUUGCUUAGUGAAGACUGACCCAUCUUUCACCAAACUGCUUAGUGAAGACUGACCCAUCCUUCACCAAUUUGCUUAGUGAAGACUGACCCAUCUUUCACCAAACUGCUUAGUGAAGACUGAUCCAUCCUUAACCAAUUUGCUUAGUGAAGACUGACCCAUCUUUCACCCAACUGCUUACUGAAGACUGACCCAUCCUUCACCAAACUGCUUAGUGAAGACUGACCCAUUCUUCACCAAUUUGCUUAGUGAAGACUGACCCAUUCUUCGUAUGUGGAGCAUAGGUGUAUUUGAACAGGAGACUCUAUUCUACUGUGAUUUUUUUUUUCCGUGUCCAUAUUUUACCAUUUUCAAUUCAUCCAUUUCAGUUUAGAAGAUUGGCAAAGGAAUGCUAUUUAUGUAUGUGUUGUGC